CUAAUGUAAAGGCCAGUAAAGUGAAAAUGUAACAGAAGAAGAAUAAGAACCAUUAAAAUAUUUAGUUGAACCCGAUAAGAAGCAUUUCCAAUUGUUUUAAGUUUAAAAUGGACGUAGAAGUGCGGCAUGAUUUAUUCAAGGGCAAAGGCGUGUAUGCGAAAAAACCAUUUUUAAAGGAUAGUAUUAUUUUCCAAGAAGACCCUUUGGUAUCUUGUCAGUUAUCAUGGAAUGCUGCAUAUGGUUAUUUGGCAUGUGAUCAUUGUUUGAGGCCUUUAGAAACAGCCCAAGAAAAUGCUGGUAGAUUAUCUGGACAAUUGGUAGAAUUACCUUAUCCAGAAUGCUGCACAAUUGAUAAAAGUAAAAUAACUAAGUGUCCAUAUUGUCCUGUGAAUUAUUGUUCAGAAGAAUGUAAAAUGGAAGCAUUUGAUCACUAUCACAAGAUGCUUUGUCACGAAAUAAAUGGCUCUCAUCCUUUAGAGCAAUUGAAUGAAGCUUGGAAGAAAGUACAUUAUCCACCAGAAACUAAUAGUAUUAUGUUAAUAGCUCGAUUAUUAAGUAGAAUACAACAAGCUUCCAAUAAAGAAGAUACAAUUGCACAAACCCUUGAAUUUUGUCACACAACAACUGACAAAUCUAAGAAUUUAGCUCAUAAACUUCUUGGAGAAAAAUUUGUUAAUCAAAUAUACACUUUGCAUGGUCUAUUGGUGGCUGCAAUACCUAAUGAGGGUAUUGAACAUCUAUUAACUUUUGAUGGAUUCUUAAGUUUGUUGGCACUGAUAGGCACAAACACACAGGGAGUUGGCACAAGUGCAAUAGCCAAUUGGGCAACUAAAGCAGAAAAUCUUUCUCUUGAAACUAAAGAUAAAGAAGUUUUUGAUUCAUUCCUCGAUCAACUCUACCAACAAAUGGAAGAAAAUGUUGGAGAUUUUCUUAAUAAUGAAGGCGUAGCAUUGUACAGACUUCAGAGUUGUUGUAAUCAUAGUUGUGAUCCAAAUGCUGUAGUGAAAUUUAUGAAUAAUAACCACAGGCUAUCUUUGGUUGCUUUAAAAGAUAUAGAAGAGGGUGAAGAAAUUUGCAUAAGUUAUUUAGAUGAUUGUGUGUUAACAAAGUCAAGACAUUCCAGAUGCAAAGAACUGAUGAACAAUUAUUUGUUUGUCUGCAGAUGUGACAGAUGCAAUAAUGAAUCUGAUCAACCAGAUGAAACUAGUGAAGAAGAUGACUCAAUGAGUGAUUAAAAUACAAACCAAAAAAUUAUAAGAACUACUUCUUAGAGAAGUAGGCUAAAUGUUGGGUUUAACAUUCACUUGUGACAUACUUUUUUAAAAUUCAAAGUAAUAUGUUUAACUAGUGUAUAAACAAUUGUUAUCAACCCCUUUCAUAUCUAUUGAAAUUAUAUUGCAAAGCAGUUAUGAUAGUCCUAUUUUAUCAUAUAGUAACAAGGUUGCAUGUUCAUAUUUCAUAAUUUAAUUUCAGCUGUUAUUUUCCUGCUUAAACAUAAACCGACCAUUAUCAAUAUUAUGAUCCAUCAUAUAUUUUUACAUCUUAUGAGAUGUAAAUCUCGCACAGAAUUUAUGAAUAGACAUCCCUGUAAAACUAAAGUCAUAAAGAUUAAAUACAAUUAUCUACAUAUUCAUGAAUAAACUGUCAAAUUUGACUGCUCUCUAGUUUUACCAAUAUUUCAAGUCAUUAUAUGUCUACUCUUGAAAUUGAAAUAGUCUGAAAACAUUUUUAUUACAAAUAAUCACCCCAAGAAAAAUUACACAGUAUUUCUCGUACUAGUUUUAAUAAAAUCUGUGUUGAGUUUUAUAUUUCAUAAAUGUUAAUAAACUUUAAACACUGGCUUAA
Messenger RNA from Diorhabda carinulata, 1845 nucleotides. It is a transcript of the gene Smyd5, whose product is annotated as histone-lysine N-trimethyltransferase SMYD5. Bases 108 to 1235 code for a protein of 375 amino acids. Gene Ontology annotation, molecular function: protein binding. The record is from RefSeq and is a predicted model, not a curated record. NCBI's taxonomy places the organism in Eukaryota, Metazoa, Arthropoda, Insecta, Coleoptera, Chrysomelidae. The transcript is spliced from 6 exons.